AUGACAACACUUCUAGCUGGAGUUGCUGACCCAACAGCUAGACCAAAUGACAUUAGCAAUGUCUUCUCAUUAGAACCCUUGGGAUGUAAUAAUCCGAAUGAUAUUAACAAUGUAUUUUUUUCAAUUCAGCAACUCUAUAAGCUACAAAUAAAAGGGUAUUGGGAAGUCACCAGUCUACGCCAUUAUCUAGACCAGAAAUUGGUACCAAGAGGGUUAAGACCGGAGAUUUCCACACCCGAUAAAGUUAAUACUGAGGAUAAACUUAAAGAGUGGAAUGACAUUCUUAUAAACUGCUCAUACAAACUUAUGCAGUUUCUUGUCAAACUUGAGGAGGAGAAUUUUGAAAAAGUAAAUAAAGAUUUACAAAAUGAGGUUAUCAAAGUUAAAGAAUUCCAGUCUAAUUCAGAGUACACACUAAUGGAAAACAAAUUACAAAACAAUAUAGACAACUUCACAACACAUAUUAAAGAAAAGAAACAUUACAAAUUUCAACGAGAUUAUAAAGAUUUCAAGGAAGGCACAAUAUUUAGGCAAACCAAGAGAUCAAACAUACGAGCUAAUAGAAAAAAUAGUUACUCUUCAGGCAAUACAGAAUGGACGGACUCAGAUUCCGGCCCAACACAAGGCAAGAAUCCAUCCUCCGGCUUGAAAACCCCCCAUUCUACAAGAAGGGGGAUAUUAAAAGAUCCAAACAAAACUGUAGCUUUCUUAGACACCCCUCCCCCAUCUACUACAGUAUCCUCGUCGGGCUCUACUUCUUUUUUAGACCAAGCCUGGCCCCUACCACAGAGGGGAAGGUUACGAGACCGGCAGAGAUGGGGGUACAAACCCAAUCGCAGCAACUCCAGGAAUUAG
Pelobates cultripes (western spadefoot toad) is the source of this 855-nucleotide messenger RNA. The record is from the annotation of a GenBank genome assembly. NCBI's taxonomy places the organism in Eukaryota, Metazoa, Chordata, Amphibia, Anura, Pelobatidae.